GGCGUUCCCCCUGCACUCAGGCUGUACACUCCCUCAGAGCUGUGUGUGUGCGGUUGCUUCUUCUUCUUCUUUUUUGAACAGAGCUGUUCCCUGUGCGGUCUUUGCGUUAUCAGAGGACUCUUCACCACAGUCAAAAUGGUGAAAUAUGAAGUGAUUGUGUACACUGGCAAUCUUGCGGGUGCUGCCACUAUGAACCAAGUCUUUAUUAAACUCGUGGGCACAGAGGGGGAGAGUAAAAAAACCUGGCUUGCCAGCUUGAAAGGAGUUACGGAUGUCAUCAGAGGAGCAGCACCAGGGUUUAAUGUGUCCUGCCCAGUCUCCAUUGGAAAGCUGGUAGUGAUUGAGUUAGAAAAACAUCGUCUCCCGCUGAUGCCAGAAGAUUCGUGGUUCCCCGCGAAGGUGGAAAUCAAAUCCCCCGAGGGAGACACCUACAUUUUCCCCAUCUAUCGCUGGAUCGCUGACAGCAAGGUGCAGCGCUUCAGAGAGGCAACAGCUCUCACAGUCCUCGAAGACACUCACCAUCUUGGCAGGUACAGCCGGCAGCAGGAGCUUAAAGAGCGAGAGGACGACUAUCGGUGGGAUUCAUAUGCUGAGGGUCUUCCCCACAUCAUGAAGACAGAAGGCCCCAAUUCGCUGCCUUGUGAGGUUCGCUUUUCCUUCACCAAGACAACAGAGUUUUUCUACACGGCAUCCACAGGACUGACAGAGCUGAAACUGAAGGGACUGGUAAGCUUCAAGAAGACGUGGAGCAACAUAGAUGAUAUCAAUCGGGUGUUUUGCAACAAAAAGACCAAAAUAUCAGAAUACGUCAAAGAACACUGGACUGAAGACGCUUUUUUUGGCUACCAAUUUCUCAAUGGCGUCAACCCCAUGUUGAUCCGACGAUGUGAAGCCCUGCCCAGUAAUUUUCCUGUCACUGAUGACAUGGUCUUCCUUUCCGGUCAGUGCGGUUUGGAAGAUGAAAUGAAGAAUGGAAACAUAUUCCUGUGUGACUACAAACAACUGGACGGACUGCAGCCAAACAUCAUCAAUGGGAAGAAGCAGUUCUUGAUGGCUCCUCUGGUUCUGCUCCACAAGACUCCUGAUGAUAAGCUGAAGCCAAUUGCAAUCCAGCUAAAGCAGACUCCAGCAGAUGACAACCCAAUCUUUUUUCCCACUGAUUCAGAGUACGACUGGCUGAUGGCAAAGAUUUUCGUGAGAAGUGCAGAUUUCAAUGAGCACCAGCUCAAUGUUCACCUUCUGCGUACUCACCUGCUGGCAGAAGUGUUUGCAGUGUCGCUGCUGCGCAACAUGCCCAUGGUGCAUCCUCUGUACAAGCUGCUUGUACCUCACACUCGCUACACGCUACAGAUCAACCACUUGGCUCGACUUCUUCUGAUAUCCAAGAAUGGAAUUUUCACUCAGUUUGCAGCUGCUGGUGGAGAUGGAAUGCUCACCCUCCUGAAGAAAUAUCUAUCCUCCAUGACCUACACUUCUCUCUGUAUACCGGAAGACAUUGCUGAGCGAGGACUGGAGAGCAUCCCAAACUUCUACUACAGAGAUGAUGGACUCAAAUUUUGGGACAUUGUUCAGAGGUUUGUGCAGGGGAUACUUGGCCACUACUAUAAGGAUGAUUGUGCAGUUGAGCAGGACUCUGAGCUGCAGAGGUGGAUUUCUGACAUUUUUGAACAUGGAUUCCUUUCCAACGAAUGCACAGGAAUCCCGAAGAGCUUAACCUCUGUGGCGGAGCUGGUCAAGUUUGUAACCAUGGUGAUCUUCACUUGCUCGGGUCAGCACUCAGCUGUAAACACCGGACAGUAUGACUACGGUGGCUGGAUGCCCAACACGCCCAUCUCCCUGCAACGUCCGCCACCCACCAAAAAGGGGACAGCGAGCAAGGAGACCAUGCUGCAGACGUUUCCUGACGUCAACACGACCGUGCAGGGCAUGUCCACCAUGUGGCUGCUCAGCAAGCAGUCCAGCGACUUUGUGGCUUUCGGGCAGUACCCAGAGGACCACUUCUGCGAGGAGAUUCCCCGCAAGCUGAUCAGGGACUUUCAAGGAGAGCUGGAAGUGUUGAGUGCUGUCAUCAAGAGCCGAAACAAGGGUUUGGAAGUGCCGUACACGUACAUGGAUCCAGCAGAGGUGGAAAACAGCGUGGCCAUUUGAAUCAGAGAGGUGAAGGCAAGUUUGUCUUCAGGAGCAAGAGGAACAACUCAACACUUCCAUUUGAACUUAUAUGGUGUAACGGUUGUUAAUUAUUCAUAUCAUGCUGAGCCACAUCAUUAGCCUAAUCAUCUCAGUUAAUCCAUAAAUAUAUUUGAUUCAGGAGAACUCAGUGUAAAACGCAACAUGUGAAGCUGGUGCUUUGAAAAACAAUUUGGAAUUAAAUUUGAUGGAGCUUUGGUUCAUCAUCUCCAGACAGCUAUACUAUUUUGUGUGUGUGUGUGUGUGUGUGUGUGUGUGUGUGUGUGUGUGUGUGUGUGUGUGUGUGUGUGUGUGUGUGUGUGUGUGUGAGAGCUAUUUGUUUUUGAACUGAAUCUUGUUUGAACAGAGUCACAUUUUCUUUUUGUGUAUUUUUUAUUUUUUUGGUGUAAAUAAUAUGAGUAGAGCUCCAUGGGUAAUGUCUGGAAAAAAAAAAAAACAAAAAACGUGGAUAUCCCUCUUGGAUGAAAAUAAUAUCAGACAAUUGUUUGUGUUUUACA
Molecule: messenger RNA, 2684 nt
Organism: Salarias fasciatus (jewelled blenny)
Lineage: Eukaryota; Metazoa; Chordata; Actinopteri; Blenniiformes; Blenniidae
Product: arachidonate 15-lipoxygenase B-like
Exons: 15
Coding region: 136-2148 (670 amino acids)
Biological process (GO): lipid oxidation
Molecular function (GO): iron ion binding; oxidoreductase activity, acting on single donors with incorporation of molecular oxygen, incorporation of two atoms of oxygen; protein binding
Source: RefSeq, a predicted model, not a curated record